This is a messenger RNA of Macrobrachium nipponense, 2473 nucleotides long. RefSeq names its product LDLR chaperone boca-like (gene boca). Lineage: Eukaryota; Metazoa; Arthropoda; Malacostraca; Decapoda; Palaemonidae. The transcript is spliced from 4 exons. Gene Ontology annotation, biological process: protein folding. The coding region runs from base 23 to 643 and encodes 206 amino acids. The record is from RefSeq and is a predicted model, not a curated record.
CGCAGGAUGUAAACAAACCAACAUGGCGGUCAGGAUAACGUGUAUUUUGGGAUUUUUCCUGUUAUUUUUCGUUUGUGUGUCGAGUAAAAAAACUAACGAUGAAGAAAAACCGGCUUGGACAAAGAAGGACAUAAGAGACUACACUGAUGCUGAUAUGGAACGACUAUUGGAUCAGUGGGAUGAAGAUGAAGAACCUUUACCAGACGAUGAGUUGCCAGAACAUUUACGACCUCAGCCCAAACUCAGUUUUGACCCAAAUAAUAUAGGUGAUCCUGAAAAUUUAUUAAAAAUGAGCAAGAAAGGUCGUACACUUAUGAUGUUUGUGCAGGUAGCAGACCAUUUGUCUCCUGAUGAAGCUGAAGAGGUUACCAAGAUAUGGCAGAGUGCAUUGUACAACAGUCACAUUCAGGCAGAGAGGUAUAUGGUAGAUCAGCGUCGUGCCAUAUUUAUGUAUAAGGAUGGCUCACAAGCUUGGGAUGCUAAAGACUUCUUAGUUGAACAGCCUGAAAUGAAGGAAUGCUCUAUUGAAAACAAAGUUUAUCAUGGCUAUCAUACUUCAGAGGGUAAAAAAGAAAAAGCAGAAGCUGAAGCAAAGAAGAAACCAACAGCCAAGAAGGGAAAGAAAAGGAAAGAAGAAUUAUAACAUUAUCAGAGUUAGAAUGUUGUCGUUAAUUCUAGUAGGGAUUUUAUAUUGUCCACAGUUUCUAAAAUAGUCUGCAAGAAAAUUCAGGUGUACAAAUAGUUUCCUUAGAAGAGGUUGUAAAUUUGAUUUGACUGACUGGUUGGCUUGCACUUAUUAAUGGGCAUCUUAUCAAUGAACAUUUUGUGUAGGACAUUAAAAUCCCUUCAAAAUUUCUUGGGUAUAGCCCAAGUGCAAAAACUUAGUCUCAUCAUAUAUUUAUAUAUAGAACUACUAUAAAGAAUUGUCAUUGUUGCCCUGCCCUUGGGGGGUAUCAGACAUAUUUAAAUUAUAAAUUGUAGGCUAAUUGUUAAAGCAUUAAAGGAGUAUUUUGUUCUUGACAUAGUGAAAGAAUUUUUAUAACUUCCCAAAUAACCUUGCGUAUCUGUAAGUGCUAUCAAGUGCCAGCAUUUGUCUUACGUUCUGAGUAAAUCUGAUUAUAAAUCAGUAAAAACAACUUUCCCCAAUAACCUUGCAUAUCUCUUAAGUGCUAUCAAGUGCCAGCGUUUGUCCUAGGUUCUGAGUAAAUCGGAUUAUGAAUCGACUGAAAAACUUAUUAUUACAAACAAAAUAAAAUCCAUAAAUUUACUGCAUUCACUGAACAGGGCAAAAUUUUAAAUAUGCUCCCAUUUAUAUAAUAUUAACAACAAAACAACAGUUCCUAUCAAAGUAAAUUGCCCAAUAUCCAAAUGUAACUCACCAAUGCUAUAAAUGCUCUACAAGUGUUCAAAAGGUAGGAUCUGAGUUGAGACCCCAUGGGAACUCUCCAUAAAAGAGAAGGGUUAGGAGGCAGGAUCUGAGUUAGACACACACACCAUGGAACUCUGUAAAAGAAAAGGGAUAGGAGGAAUCAGAAGAUGCAGUAAUAUAUAAUCACAUUAAUACUAUUUUAACACAUAUCAAGUACCACAACUCUUGAGAGUGGUUUUCAAGUGCUACAAAGUGUAAAUUUUUUUUUGUAUUGUGUACUUUGAUCCAAUUUAUAAAGGAUUCUAAAGGAGAAAGGAAUGCUGGCACUUUUUUAAUAUUUCACAAUCAAACAAUUCCGUAGUCUGGUCACCAUACCUAAUACAUAUAAAUGAAAGGGUGGUUAUCUGAAGAAAUUGAGUUUGCCAUCUGGGCAAUGUUUCUUUUAAGUAUUUUUACUUUGUCUUCCAUAUUAUGUACUUGUACAAAAUGACCCUUCCAUACUUUGUCUCAAACCGUUUAUAUAGAAUUAUCUAAUUAAAAUCAAAUGCUCAAACUCAAAAACCCUUCUCCAGUGCUUUCUUCCUCCACGUUUCAUUCCAGGUGUUAAUGCAUGAAGCAUGUUAAACUUUUUUUGUCUUUUUGAUGAAUUUCCAUGAGUUUUACUUUAUCAUUGAAAUUAAUUAAUGUCACUAGCAACAGACGAGAAUAGUUAUGGUAUUUUUGAUAAUGGGCCACUUUUUAUCUUUCAGCAUGAUGGUAUUUGAGUAGUAAGUAAUUAUUCUUGCCUGUUUACAUUUUAUGCAACUACCACCCCAAGUUUGCCAACAAGUAAUGUGGUAAAAUUAUGGCUUUCAAGUUAAUCCGGUUCAACGCUUUUAUAUCUUGCAAAUGGAAUUGCCAAACUAUUUAACCAAAAUUAGAUAGUAGUAAUCAUAAAACAAAUAGAAUUUCUAUGGGAGAUUUAGUUUGAGGUGAAAUUUUUUUUUUUAUAGAGGUUAUUGGUAAAAAUGUGAUGUAAGGAUUUUCAAUAUGAAUCUCUCCUUCUUUUGAGGUUUUUGGUGAAAAUGUGAUGUAAGGUUUUUCAAUAAAAUAUGGAUUACUCUC